CCGCGUGGCAACGGUAUUCGAAUCGGGAUAAAAUGUAGUAAAUUUAGUAGAUCGCGAAAAUGUUUUAAUAAUUCAGUUCAGUAAAGUGGUUAUAAUAGUUAAUAGACUGUGUAACUCGGAUACCUUAAGGGUAUUGUGGAAUUCAUAAUAUGAACGUUUAAAAGGUUCACCCAAAAAUGUCGUCCGGGGAGUGGGAUCUGCGAGCGCUGAAGGCGCUUGAGGAAGAGGAGCAGCGCGAGUUUCUGGCCCUCAGCCAGAAGAAUCUAUUUGAUCCUCUGCCAAAUCCCACUUCCGAUGCAGUCAGUGCGAAAUCUUCGCUCACCUACGCUCAGUUGCAUCCUCAUCUUCUGAAGCUGCCGACGAUUGACGAGUGCCAGCUGAUGGCCGUCAAACAGCAAAGAUCAGCGGCCCUGCGAUUCAGUCGUGCCCUCUCCUUGUCCGCCCACUCACUUUCAUCUCGGACUGGAAGCGGUACGGCGGCGGGAAACGGAAGUGGCUUUGGCUUCGGCAGAAAGUUGAAGGCACGCUUGGUAGGCGCCAAGUCUAGUGGUUCGCUGUCACCCGGCCGCCAUUCGCACAGCUACAGUGUUUCUCCGGUAUAUACACCGCCGCCCAUGAGAAGAUGUGCCACACUGCAUCAUACGCAACCAGUACGAAAGGCGUUCAAAAAUCUGCAACAGCUUCAGGAGAGAAAACGCCAGGUGGCCGGAAAUCACAUGCAAAGGAUUGCCGGCACUGGCAAAACGUAUUGGAAGUAUGGAGCAAAUUCCACAGCUGCUUCGAUAGUGGGACAGCGGGCCCGUCAAACUCAACAGAUGGAGGUUGAGGAAUCAAACGGUUCGGAUGAGAUGAAUUCAGAACCACAGGAGAUAUCAGAGGCGGAAACGGGCUCCUGUAGUGUACCGUUGCCCUCGAAGGACACGAAUGAAAUUCUCCGUUUGAUGCUUAGUGCGGCCAGUUCGGCGGUCACCGUGACACCAACGGCGGCAGCAAUUGGUAACUGUAAUGUGACCGGAGCAACUGGUGGCGCCCUGCAAAUGCGACGCUACCAGAAUGUCAGCGAUGUUGAGGAGGACGAAACUGUUGCUUACGAAGCUUUCCAUCAGGCGGCCAAAAGCUUUGAGCGCGGCGCUCUCUUGCGUGUUGGAGGUUUAACAGCGCAAGAGAGCGAUAACGGUAAAGCUAAUACCAUUAGUCCCCAGAGUAGUCCCGCCAGAGAAAUGCAAUCCACAACGGCUAAUGUUACGAGUGGCAGGCGAAUGUUUAAGUCCUCAUCAUUGGAUUGGCCAGGGGAAUCACAGCAGCAGCAGCCUCAUCAGGCCGCAAAUCACAUGGAAAUGGUGGAAGAGCAUUCAAAGGAUUCUCGCCUGCGGCAACGUGAUCACUGGGAUCUAGAGCACGUCCAUUUCCAUCACGAGGUUCUUGGACGCCUCACAACCGGCGCCACCGUCAUCGAUGACGAACUGGAGCAGCAUAUCAAACACUGUUCCUGCUCCUGCAAUCACAUGGGCUACGGCAACUCAAUGGACUAUCAGACGACUGGCUUCGGUGGAUUGCCCGAUGUCACCGAGCACUCGAACAUCCGCCGUACACUUUCCCGCCAGAACUCGAUCUCGAACAGCGAUUCCGGUGGCGAGAUAGCCAGCAUCCAAAAGUCCAAGGUGAACUUUGGCAAUCCAAUGGCCGGGGGCGUCGUAGUGGGCGGUGAGAUAGUGGGUCUCGAUGCCAAAUCUCCAACAUCGCUCAAUUCGGCGACGGGAGCCAGUGCUACCGGAAAAGUAAAGGGUAAAGGCUUAAGAAAAGCAAACGCCGGAGCCGAUGGUGGUCAGAAGGGAAAGAGAGGCUCCUGGCUGGUGGCCAUCACACUGGUCAGUGCCAUCUGUCUGCUAGCCAUUGCUGCUACCUUAGCCUAUCAGCACUUCCUUAUGGCGCCCAGCCGUAAUUCGCACGCCCAAAGACUGAGAAUCGUCCGACGAAUUCUGCGUGAAGUACCGUUGGUCGAUGGACACAACAAUUAUGCCUGGAACGUUCGCAAGUACGCCCACAGCAGCCUGGAGCUCCAUCUUAGCCAUGAUGUCGAUCACAAGUCAUUGUGGGCACGGCCGGCAUGGGCGCAAACGGAUAUGGAGCGACUUAAGCAGGGAUUGGUCAGCGUUCAAGUUUGGUCAGCAUAUGUACCGUGCGAGGCACAGGGCUUGGACGCCGUCCAAUUGGCUCUGGAACAGAUCGACAUAGUGCGGCGCCUGUCGGACAUGUAUGCCCGGGAAACGGUGCUGGCUACAUCCUCGCAGGACAUUGUGGAGGCACAUCGACGUGGACUGCUGGCCUCGCUGAUUGGAGUGGAGGGUGGUCAUACAAUUGGUUCCUCUUUGGGGGUCCUAAGAUCUUUCUACUCCCUUGGAGCACGAUAUCUCAGCUUAACACAUCGCUGUGACGUAUCGUGGGCAGGAUCAAGUGCAUCGGUGGCAGAACAAGGACUCACGCCAUUUGGCAAGGCCAUCGUACGUGAGAUGAAUAGGCUGGGCAUGAUGAUCGAUCUUUCACACAGUUCAGAUGCCACAGCCAGGGAUGUCCUUCAGGUGACCCGGGCUCCUGUCAUCUUCUCUCACUCCGCGGCACGCCAAUUGUGCAAUUCGACGCGGAAUGUACCAGAUGAUAUACUGCGCCUGGUGGCCGAGAACGGUGGCUUAAUCAUGCUGAGCUUCGAUUCUGAAGAUGUAGCAUGUGGGCGACAGGCACGCCUCCAGGACGUCAUCGAGCACAUUAAGUAUGUGCGGGCCAUUGCCGGCAUCCAGCAUAUUGGCCUGGGAGCCGGAUACGAUGGCAUUGAAUUGCCACCAUUGGGACUAGAGGAUGUAUCCAAAUAUCCAGAGCUACUGGCCGCCCUGCUCGAGGAUCAUAACUGGAGUGAGGAGGAUGUGGCCAUGCUGGCGGGUCGUAAUUUCCUACGUAUUAUGGAGACAGUCGAAACGGUGCGAGACUACUGGAAAAGAGCAGCCAUUCAGCCCAUUGAACAGACAGAGCCUCAGCCCAAGACGCAGUGCACCUACAUGUCCUCGUGACCACAGGCGCAGGCGGUAAGGCAGCGGCGGGAUGAACCGCCAAUGGAACGCGCCAAUCGCACCACUGCCACCUUGGCGGGGGAACACUUCUGGAACCACAGUCCGGAGUCAAAGGACUCCGCCAGCAAUCACACCAAUCCUGCGUUUAUCGCUGCCACGGCAACGAGCUUUACGGUCAGCGAAUUGCUCCAGUAAAAUGGCUUGGAGGGCAAAUCAAAGCAAGGGAUUUUGGGUUUGCGGUUCGUCUUGGUUUUGCUAGGUUUUCGAGGACAGAGAGCGAGUAAUGAGACAAUGAAAGCCUGCAAAGACUCUUUGCCAGACUUACAAAUUUUUUUUUAUUUUCAAUAAAAGGUGGUAGUUUAUUGGUUUUAAAAAUUUGUUGUAUCGUUUUGUCAAAUUUUAACUUCCAGCUAUAUAAAAAUAUUAUAUUUAAGGGAAAAUUAUAAAUUAAAUUAACGAAAAAGUUUCAUAGAAAUCUUGAGGGGAUUUUUAGGUACAAUAAAUAACUAAAUAUGUAUAUAUAUAUAUAUUAGCUUUAUUGCCAUUACUCGCCCUCAGGCCAAAAAGUGAACCAGUCUCGUGGCAGCCCUCGUGAAUAAUUAGUGAGUACUCGUAAUUUACUUCCAUAGGAUGCAUCGAUAGGCGUAUGAAUAAAUAAUAAUAAUAAAUGUACUAGUAUUUAGCCCAUAAUUGUUUGCAGCUAUACUUAUUGGUGUUGUGGCAAUGCAUAAUUUAUGCACAGUCCGGAUACUUAUUGAUGUUGCUGUACCACGGGGUGUAUGCGCGAUACAGCAACACAGCAAACUACGAACCGCAAUCCGAAAUUCUUUCUUGACUUGUCUGUGAAUGUAUUAUAUAUAUAUGUAGGGCACACAUCAAUGAUUCACGCUAAUUAUCGCAAUUAAGCGCAAUAUAUUUAAUCACGAACAAUCACACAGACAUCCCAAUAUACUCGUACAUAUAUAUAAAUCAUCAAAAUGAAACGAAAUUAAUUGCCAGAGUUUUCACCAUUAAUGCCAGGAUCAAAAGUCAAAACGUAAGCACAGCGAUUCCAAUUAAAAAUAGAUUUCUCACCCUGACUGUAUGUGUUGAAUCCAUCUUAAUUUCUGUACUAGGUUAGUUAAAAAUAAAUAUUACAAAAAUUACAAAAAAAAAAAGAUUAUAUCAAAAACGAAAUGUUAUUCGUGUAUGCAUAGCUACAAUAUAUAUCACACCAAAAAACUGAAAUAAAAGUAAACUCCAGCAGGGCAAUGCGAUUAAUCGAAUAGAGAGACACGCAUUUCCAUAAAAAUAAAUCGGAAAUAAAAUUCACACUCUCUGUUUUUUAUUUUUAUGUUGGGCUGUUUGAAUGAG
Messenger RNA from Drosophila eugracilis, 4415 nucleotides. Its product is annotated as putative dipeptidase NECHADRAFT_87110. Lineage: Eukaryota; Metazoa; Arthropoda; Insecta; Diptera; Drosophilidae. The transcript has 4 exons. Gene Ontology annotation, biological process: proteolysis. The record is from RefSeq and is a predicted model, not a curated record. Gene Ontology annotation, molecular function: metallodipeptidase activity. The coding region runs from base 177 to 3062 and encodes 961 amino acids.